Molecule: messenger RNA, 2954 nt
Organism: Mugil cephalus (flathead mullet)
Lineage: Eukaryota; Metazoa; Chordata; Actinopteri; Mugiliformes; Mugilidae
Gene: wdr91
Product: WD repeat domain 91
Exons: 18
Coding region: 243-2495 (750 amino acids)
Biological process (GO): early endosome to late endosome transport
Cellular component (GO): late endosome membrane; extrinsic component of endosome membrane; early endosome membrane
Molecular function (GO): phosphatidylinositol 3-kinase regulator activity; protein binding
Source: RefSeq, a predicted model, not a curated record
CAUCGAUACAUUGAGUAACAAGAACGGAAACAGGAACACGAAUAGAGUUUUUCUUUGAUAUCGUAAACACAUUAUUUUUUUGCACCAGCACCUGCGGGUUCCUGGUGUUACUUGGACAUAAGUACCGUUCAUUUCUGUUUGGACUUUUGUUUCCCCUUUGAUAAGUGGUGGUGUCGACAUAAAGAAAAACAGCUUCACUUAAAACAAAUCCUCAUAAUAAGUCGAUCUCACGGAGUGUCGCCAUGGGGUCUGCGGUCGAGAGGACUGACGAACAUGUGAGGGAGUAUCUCAUCUUCCGUGGCUUCAACAGCACUCUGAAACACUUUGACAGUGACAUCAAAGCUGACAAGGAGAAAGGCUUCAGGGUGGAUAAGAUAAUUGAUCAGCUGCAGCAGUUUGUUCAGAACUUCGAAUUGUCAGGUCUCAAGGAGUACUGGCUUUACCUGGAUAGACGUCUGUUCUGCAGAUUGGAAGAUGUUUAUAGAUCCACUGUCAACAAACUGAGAACCAGCCUGUACAGAUAUUAUGUCAUCAACACAAUACAGAAAGGAAAUCUGGAGAAGACUCAAGAGUUUUUCCAGAAGCAGGCGUUGGAGUUGCAGACUCAGUCUGAGUGGCGCGACUGGUUCAUCCUGCCGUUUAUCCCCAGCCCUGAGCAGAAUCCUGCCUUCUCGAUGUACUUCUCCCGCCAGUGGGCUGAUACCUUUUUGGUUUCACUGCACAACUUCCUGUCAGUCCUUUUCCAGUGUAUGCCCCAGCCUGUGUUGCUGAGCUUUGAGGCUGAAGUACAGAAGAUGACCAGCCUGACCGAAGAGAAUGAACGACUCCGUCAGCGGCUGUUUGCCCUGCAUACAGAGAGCCGGGAUCAGAGGGACAGCGAUGAGAUGGUCCAUCAUAAGUUUCCUCCAUAUAUCCAGAAUAAGGAUCGACUGGGAGACACUGAGCUAGACUUGAUGUCGAGCCAGCGAGCCAUGGCCAUUGCCACCGCUCCCUCUAAAAACUUCUUCUCUACAUUCCUGCCACCAGGCAGACGUACUCCGGGAAAACCACCCCAGGUUACGACAGGGUCCUCAUCAAGCCAAACAGGUGUCAUCAGACAGGAUCCACAAAUCAUUCAGCCUUCAAAGUCUAAAGAGGCAAUUCAGGCUAAGGAGGGGAAACCAUCUUCCAGCCAGUCAUCAGUGAAUGAACCUGUAAGUUCCCAGUCCCAACAAUCUACAAACCACUCAACAAACCAUGUGACAAACCAGAAUCCCAGACACAAGAGAAUCCAGGACCAUGAAAAAGAGAGGAAGGAGCUUUUGUCCAAACCAUCACCACAGACACUGGAGAAGAAAGGAGAGACUGAGGAGGUAGAACCCCUUACCGAGACAUCCAGUGAACUAUCUGAUUGCUUAAAUAGGGGGAGCUGGGGAGUGGGAGCAGAAGGAGGUGGACUGCAAGUGGAGCAGCCUUUCAUCAAACUCAGUCAGGAGGAAUAUGGAGAGCAUCACUCCUCCAUCAUGCACUGCAGGGUUGAUUGUUCUGGUCGUCGGGUUGCUAGUUUGGAUGUAGAUGGUGUCAUCAAGGUGUGGUCUUUCAACCCUAUCAUGCAGACAAAAGCUACCAUCAUGUCCAAGUCUCCCCUGCUGUCUUUGGAGUGGGCCACCAAACCAGACAGACUGUUGUUACUAGGCAGCGGCGUUGGAACUGUGCGGUUGUAUGAUACAGAUGCUAAGAAGAAUCUCUAUGAGAUGAAUAUUGAUGACACCCAUCCACGUAUCUUGUCCUUAGCUUGCAGCCCCAGCGGGUCUUCGUUUGUCUGCUCAGCUGCCGCUGUCGGUCGAGCUGGAAGUUUUGAAUCUUCACGACUUCCUGUACCGGUAUCAGGUCAACUGCUGCUUUGGGACACAAAGACUGUCAAGCAACAGCUUCAGUUCUCUUUAGAACCUGGACCAGUAGCCAUUAAUUGCACGGCCUUCAAUCACAAUGGAAACCUGCUGGUGACCGGAGCUGCUGACGGAAUCAUCAGACUGUUCGAUAUGCAACGGUACGAGAGUGCUAUGAGCUGGAGAGCUCAUGAUGGGGAAGUGUACAGCGUGGAAUUCAGCUCUGAUGAAAACACGGUCUUCAGCAUUGGAGAAGAUGGCAAGUUUAUCCAGUGGAACAUACAUCGCUGUGGAGUAAAGCAGACAGAACAGGUUUUACCUCAGGAUGCAACUGGGCCCUUCGUCCUGUCAGGAUACAGUGGGUACAAACAGGUUCAGGUUCCUCGGGGUAGACUCUUUGCCUUCAACUCUGAAGGACAACACAUCCUGACCUGUUCUGGUGCCGGAGGAAUCAUAUACAGACUGACCAAUGGGGAGCCAGCGCUGGAGAGAGUUCUGUCACUCGGUGGGCACAAAGCCCCAGUGGUGACAGUUGAUUGGUGCUCAGCAGUGGACUGCGGCACCUGCCUGACAGCCUCCAUGGAUGGGAAGAUUAAACUGAGCACACUCCUGGCACAAAAGUCCUGAUGGACAAAAGUCUGAGGGAGGGAGUUUAGUCAAAAGGAUGAACUGAUGUAGAUGAAAAAUUAAUUAAUUUGCACACUUACUGAUAGAAAUGAUUCCAAGAAAUGAAAUGAAUGGAUAAGUAUGUCAUCUACUCAUGAUAUCAUACAGACUGGUUCCAAAAUGGCAUUAAAAUGUAGCUUACGUUUCUAGAACUGUUUCUGUCUUAAAGCUAAAUUCAGUGGACAUCACACAUAAAUUUGUGAUAGUCAUCAAUACUUGUGCAUUUCUAGUUUGUUCUUAAGUAACAUCAGAAUUUAAGAGUGUAAUUUCUUCCUUCAUUUGAUCAUUUAAUUCUUUAAAUUGUUUACACUUGUUAAAGAUUAUAUUUCAACACGUUCAUUUGUUUCAGAUUGUCAUUAAUUUUUGACAUUACUUAACUGCAAAUGUUUUGUAAAAAAUAAAUAAAUAAAUUAUACGUCA